AUGCUCAAAGUCAUCCCUUACUCAUCUGGCCCCGACGAAGUCUAUGGACAGCAUCUACAGGCAUCCGAAGCCUUGGCCUGUACAGACGACUUGCCGUCAGAGCAAGAAACCAUUACAGGUAUUAUAUAUUGGGAAACGUGUGGUUGGUACCCAGAAUACUGGCACUACCUGAAAGCAUUGAACACGAUUUUUCCAGGGUGCGAUUGUGAGGAUUGGUGGGAGUACUUGCCAAUAACGAUCGGGGUUUGGCCUAAGGAGCAUGCAGUCGACCUGAUUUUUAAAAAUAGUGUAAAUGACCCGGCAAUGGCAUUUGGAAAACUUGUAAUGGUAUGCUCACACGGCAAUGAAUCAAAUAAUAUGAUCUGGGAGGAGCGGGAAGAUAAUGGCUUCUACCUACUUUUAUGCUCUCGGUCUCAGUAA
This is a messenger RNA of Aspergillus eucalypticola CBS 122712, 420 nucleotides long. RefSeq lists its product as uncharacterized. The transcript has a single exon. The coding region runs from base 1 to 420 and encodes 139 amino acids. NCBI's taxonomy places the organism in Eukaryota, Fungi, Ascomycota, Eurotiomycetes, Eurotiales, Aspergillaceae. The record is from RefSeq and is a predicted model, not a curated record.